ACAGCAAAAAACGGAGGGACAGAAAUACAGAGAAAACUGUGCAGUUUUGCAGUAUCCACACCUGCUGAUCAAAACCGAAUCCUAUUUCCUGCAAACAUAGAUUCCCAUUGAGGUUCACCUAAAGGAACUCCCUAACCAGGCACUUCACAAAUUACACACACCUGACGGUUAGAGAUUUGGACUAGGUGAACACUGAUCCACACUAACUUCUACUUGGUAUACAGCGGGAGCUUAUUUCUAACCUACAAUGGAUUACAGAAUGAAAGGGAAAAAAGGGGAAAAACAUGAAUCUUACGGAAAAACAAUGGAUUUAGGAAAGAGAUAUUCGGGAAGCAACGUUGUUCAAGAAGCUACUCCAAUAGCCAAGGAAGUUUUUAAAUGUUUUCACGCCAACAUGGAUAACUUUACCGACUUUACGGUCAACAUUGACGACACCAAAUUCAACUGUCACAAGUUUGUCUUAAGUUCCUGCUCUGGUUUCUUUGAGGCUCUCAUGAGGACAGAUAUGAGAGAAAAAUCUGAAUCAAGUUGUACCAUAGAGGGCAUUUCACCAGAAACAUUUGGUCUCAUAAUUGACGUUAUAUAUAAAGGCUGGGAAGUGCUAAGAAAGGAAAAUAUGUUGGAGUUGUGGCAUGCAUCAAGCCAGUUGCAGAUCAAAUUUUUAAUAGAAGCUUGCGAAAAUUUUGUGAAAGAGAACAUAACAAUACAAAACUACUGGGAUGUUUACCAAAAUGCAAAGCUGUUGGGUUCGUCAAUGAUACUAUCAGAGGCCAGAAAGACGAUGGUACAUAAUUAUUUCGAUAUUGUUUGGUCGGAUGCCUUUAUGGAGUUAUCUUUGGAAGAUUUAUUGGAGAUUUUUCAAAACGACCAACUGAACGUGUGCGCAGAUUUUGCUGUCAUCUCAGUGCUAAAGUGGGCAAAUAUCGAAGAUAAUUCUAACAGCAAUCUUAUUGGAAAACAGAAAUCAGGGCAUAGAUUAUAUCCAAUGUGGCAGUCAUUCGGACAGAAUAGAGAAAAAAUAGCAGAAGCUGAAGAACAAAAGUAUUUGUAUCGCAGGUCUUGCCUCGGUCAGUUAUUUGGUGUUAUUCGACUUGAUCAAGCAAGCAAUGAAUGUAUCACUGGGUUGAUGAAUAACAAAUCGAUUAUGGCUAACAUCGAUGCGAUAUUAAUUGUCAACAAAUUAGCCUCAAUGAGACUUGGUAGACAUUGGGAUCAGCCAAAAGCUACUAAGUUCAAAAAACAUCUAGGUCAACCACGUGAUGAUGAAUAUUCUGAGAACCGGAAGUACGAUGAUUCUAAAAUGUUUGAACCUAAUCCCACAAUGUGCAAACAUUGCAGCGCAAGAGCAGAUGAAGAUUAUUAGACCUUUUAGAUAUUUUAAUUGUUAUAAAAAUAUUUUAAUAAAGUUUUAUUGAAAUAAUUAUAAUACAGGUUGUUUGUAAACAAAAACAAAAAAAAGUAGGCAUAUUUUAUUGGUCGUCAUUGGUACACUCAGUCGACUUUCUUUACUGCGGAUUAACAUGGACGCACUCCCAAGGCCCAAUUCGCCUACUACUAGACCUAUAACUAUAGACUAAUUUCUACAUUUUCGUUUGUUAUUGUUUUUGAUGUUUUCUAAUUUGACUUAAUGUUUUUUAUAUCCUUAUUGCUUUGAUUAUUUUUAACUAGGCUAGUUAUAUAAACUAUUAUUUUCAUUAAUCUUCAUUUAUAUUUUUAUAACACUGCUUACUAAGCUAUAGUAAAUCAGAUAAAUUAAACUUGGAAUUUGUCUAGGGUUAGACGUAAACACAAUCAGCUGUUCGCCAGCGCUGGACGCAGUAUUUUUAUUUAGAAAUUUCGGCCACAUAUUUAGAUCUAUUUUAUCCACGAAACUGUCAAUAACUGUAUAAGGAUCUUCAAUUCCUAAGAGUUCAAGUUUUUUAACGUAUUUUCCCUUUUCCGCGGCGCGAUUCUUUACAUACAGUGAACACGUCCAGCGCUGGUGAACACGUCC
This is a messenger RNA of Physella acuta, 1993 nucleotides long. Its product is annotated as kelch repeat and BTB domain-containing protein 3. Gene Ontology annotation, molecular function: protein binding. Lineage: Eukaryota; Metazoa; Mollusca; Gastropoda; Physidae. The record is from RefSeq and is a predicted model, not a curated record.